CCCGCCUUGGGGGAAGCUUGGCGCUGGGCGGGCGGAUCAGGCCUCAGCCGCCCCCUUUGACCGACCAGGAGGAGGAAAAUGUCAACUCGCUUCCAUCAAGCUGCUGCUGAUGGCAACCUUGAAUUGCUACGAGAAAGUACACGGAAGGAUCUGAACACUGCAGGUGCUGAUGGGAUGACACCCACUCUGCUGGUGGCAUACCACGGCAACAUCGAAGCUCUGGAAAUCAUCUGCAGCCGGGGAGGUGAUCCAAACAAAUGCGACAUCUGGGGAAACACACCGCUCCACCAUGCUGCCUCAAAUGGCCACACCCGUUGUGUUUCCUUCCUCAUCAAUUUUGGCGCCAAUAUUUUCGCCCUCGACAAUGACAUGCGCUCGCCCCUUGACGCAGCUGCCAGUCGGAGCCAGUAUGAAUGCGUCCAGAUUCUUGACAAGGCAGCCACUGAGCAGAACAUCAAGAAUCCCAAACGGGUUGCCCGUCUGAAAGCUCAGGCCCAACGUGACGUGCAGCGACAAAUCUGCCUGUGUGAAAAACGCCAGGACAAGCACCAGCUCGAGAUGACAAAGCACUUCAACAAAGGUUCUGUCCACUCCAGCCGCGGCGCUGCCACCAAGAUGAAAGUGUCCCAGUUCUUUGCAGGGGGCUCGCUCAGCACUGUCCCCAAGCAGUUGAAGGACACCUUCAAACUGAAGACAAGGAAGAAAGAGGAGAAUGCUGGCACCAGCAAAUCCAGGAGCCAUGGAGCAGAGAAGGAGGGCUUCGUCGGAGAAACAGCCAUGAUGGAUUUGUCCCAUGAGAAGGAGGUGGAAGACCUUGUGGGUGGCUUUCAGAGGAAAACCAGCUUUUCUGAAGAGGCAGAGGACUUAGGGCAGAGGUCCAUUUUCAGUCGCCCAGGCCUUGGCAACCUUGUCUUCAGAAGCAAAAAGGCAGAGACCAUGCUUCCUGAGAAGGAGGACAGGGGCUUCCAAAUCCCCGAGUUCUUUCAGUUCAAGGAGCCACUCGGUGGUUCGGACAGUGAGAAUGACCCAGAAGUCCCCUGGGUGGAAGAAGCAGUUGGGUGGGAUGAGGACAAAGAACAGGCUUCCCCACUUGAAGUGUUCCUGGCCUCCCAGAACCUCCAGGAAUUCCUCCCCAUCCUGAUGAGAGAAAACAUUGAUUUGGAAACCCUGAUCCUUUGUUCGGAUGAAGACCUCCAGAGCAUUCAGAUACCGCUGGGGCCCCGCAAGAAAAUUCUUCAUGCAAUCAGCAAAAGGAAGCUAGCCUUGGAAAGGCCGGGCCAGGCCAGGGAUACCCAAUUAUAAACCAAGAACAGUGCUUCUGGUCAACGGUUUUGCACCAGACUACUUCAGAAAGAGUUACGUUUUCUGUAAAGGUUGAGGAGGAUGAGGUGGGAACCAGAGAUGACCACUGUGCAAACACCACAACCUCCCAGCUUCAACACUGCCAAGUAGCCAUUGAUUCAGAAGAGCAGAAUGAAGAAUCCUCGAGUUUGAACCCUGAGAAUAUCCAGCUUUUUAUACCUUGCCACUCGUUCUCGCCAAACAACAACGAUCCGAGAGGCUUCAUUCUUGUGUGCAAUGAAGUUUCAAACCUGGGAAGCCGGGAUUGAUUGAUCAGGAAAUCUGUGAUUUAUUACAAGAUUUGUGUCAGUUUUCCAAGGUAGACGAGGUCAGGAAAU
Messenger RNA from Candoia aspera, 1679 nucleotides. It is a transcript of the gene ANKS4B, whose product is annotated as ankyrin repeat and sterile alpha motif domain containing 4B. The coding region runs from base 79 to 1302 and encodes 407 amino acids. The transcript is spliced from 2 exons. NCBI's taxonomy places the organism in Eukaryota, Metazoa, Chordata, Lepidosauria, Squamata, Candoiidae. Gene Ontology annotation, molecular function: protein binding. The record is from RefSeq and is a predicted model, not a curated record.